AUGCUUAGUUGGUGGUUGGGAAGGGGAAAAGAAGAUAGCGAGGGCGGUACUGCCAAUGUUGGAGCAGAACCACCGGAAACUCCUGCGCCAGUCUUUGCUGCUCGGGCUUUGAAAAGCGCAUUCUUCGGGACUCCAGCACUUCAUGAUGAGACAGUCCUCGAGGUUGAGAAGCAGCUAGAUUCGAAGAGGCCCUCAAUAGCAAUACAUAAGAACAAAAAUCGCGAUACUCUGGAGCUGGAUGAAACCCUAGAAAACAUGUCGCCGAGUAAGCGGGGUAUUCUGAUGACACCAGGAACUGCGGCGACACGCAGGAAAAGUGUAUCAUUUGGAAGUGAGGCUCUGGAUAAGAAAGAAGGGGCGGUGGGGUGUAAAGCACUCACCAAGAAAAGAGAUGACACACCGUUCGCUGCCAAAUCUAGAGACGUUGAUUCCGACAACAGAUCGGAAGACGAAUCGCCCUCGAAGCAGCGAUCCGCUCGCAGAGGACGCAGCGUUUCUUUAACGAAGUCUCUUGAAAACAUGCGGAAAGGUAAAGAGGAUGAUCAAAAGAAGAGCCCGAAGAUUCGCAGCAACAAAUAUACUAGAAGAGCAGACAAUGCAUCGGCAUCUACUGUACCAUCACCGCCGUCAAAUGUUUUGCCGGACGAUGAACACAUACCAGGCUCAUAUGACGAGACUGAGCAAGACUUCACACGAGUACUCGACUUUACCGACAAGUCACUCGGUCACGUCACCAUGGACCUAGACAUGCCGCAAUCUGAAUCGGGAAGAUACUGGAAAUCUCAGUACAAGACCUAUCAUGAAGAAGCACUGGCUGAGAUGGCGCAUGUACUUAGAUACAAGGACCUUGCCAAGAGCUAUGCAAGGAAAAAAGAUUCGGAAGCCGCAGAUUUGGCCCACAAACUGCAACUGGAGCAAUCCAAGGUUGUUCAAAUGGAAAAUAUGAUCACCAGGCUAUCUUCGAAGCAUACCAACCUGGGUCUUGAGGAUACAGGGGACUCAUUAGAGAAUAUCAAAGAUGUCGCCAAGCUAAGAGCAAUAGUGGCGCAGUACAAGGCUCAAGUGGAAGAGUUUCGUAUUGCGGUAGAGGAGCCCUACGGCAAGCGGGAAGCACCUAGGGAUAGUCUUCCAGCAACACGAUUAGCAGGGGAACCUACGGAGAUCAUUACACUCCGAGAGGAGUUAUCUAGAGCUCGAGAAAGCAUUUCUGCGGCGGAGAAGAAAACUAAGAGAUUGGAGGCGGAGAACGUGAAAUUGGCUAAGGAGCUUAAAACUUCGGACCUUCACUUGGUCAAACAACGUGAAAGGAACCAGAAAAUCCAACAGUCCCACCAGGAUGAGACUCGGCGAAAGGAAGAGCAAUUAGCAGGUCUUCGGAGAGAAUACGAUGAGCUGAUGGACUUGAAACGCGAUUCGGAGGAGCUCUUAAGGAAACGGCAAGACCAAGUCAACGCACUAAAGCAAGAAAUUCAGGCUCUGAAGAGUGCCAGGCCAGCGUUUCCAAGUCAUGGCGAUGAGGUCCAAACAUUUACCGUGGGUGAAUCCCAAGCAGAUAGCAUUGCUAGCAGGUCGAGACGAUAUAGCACACAUGAGCAGCGAGCCACGAACAAAGAGAAGACCUCUCGAGAUCGACAAUCUCUCCAGGAUGUUUCUGACCCUCGUGAGGAGGCAACCUGGAAGCGAAAAAGCUACAUCCCCUUUUCAGCUCAGUCAGUUCCAGCCCCUGCGAAGGGGCUGGCGGAUACAGAAUCACCAUUUUUUAAGCCUGAUGUUGCUCUGCAGCCAUUAUCCGAAGUCAUCAACGGUUCCAGCAAGAAGAAAGUACAGGGUCGUCACUUGGGCACAGCUCAGUAUUCUCCCAUGGCCACUCAUUUCUCGGAUUUAUCUUUUGGCGACCUGACGUCGGCUCUGCCAUCGACUGAGUCGUUUCAGGCUCAGAACAAGAAUCGGGGUUUCCACGAAAAAGCAUCUCGAAUAAGUCCUAAGCCAUCCAUUGUCGACAUCCCAUCAAGCCCUCCGAGUUUUACGAACCCCAGACCUGUUUCGGCUGGGGAAAUCGUCAGACAAAACUCCAAUCCUGAAAUGCGCAGGAAGACGCCUGCAGGCAAAACCUCAAGUCGACUACCAAUCGUAGAAAGCCCCAGGGUCAGGAAAAGAAUCCCCCCUGAGAGGGCUGCUGCUGCCAAAGCACGGCUCGAGCAAAAAGCAGCAGAGAAAAGGAAAAUGCAAUUAAUUGGAAGUUGA
Molecule: messenger RNA, 2244 nt
Organism: Glarea lozoyensis ATCC 20868
Lineage: Eukaryota; Fungi; Ascomycota; Leotiomycetes; Helotiales; Helotiaceae
Exons: 2
Coding region: 1-2244 (747 amino acids)
Source: RefSeq, a predicted model, not a curated record